UUUUAUUCUUUUAAUUUGCAGAUUCAUCGACAAGUCAAAAAUGAGUCAUCAUUAAUUUAUAAGCUAUGAAGUUUUAAUAUAAAAACGUGAAGUCCAUCCACCAUGAAGCAAGGAUUUAAAUUAAUCAAUGAAGUUCUACGACUAUAAAAUGUCCCUGUAAUAUUUCUCAGUAGAAGUGUGACGUAUAACGACUAGGAUGCUUAUGUGUCAUUAGUUUUGAUGAAUAUGACUAUCUACUAAUUUUACUUUUGUUGCGUUUGAUCUUAUAAAGUGUUAAUCAAUGUUGUCAUAUGGCGACAAACAUUUUUUUCGAUGGAUUUAACCAACGACAUGGAAAUAGGAGUAAUAAUUCAUAAAAACAUUUAUGUUCGUUUGGGAAUAGUUUUAUUACUUCACCUUAUGAAAGUUUCAGGAGAGGUUGUGAAAAGACAGUUAAUACCGACUUUUAUUCCACUUACACCAAGAGAUCAGGUGGUCCAUACAGGAGACACUGUUCUACUGAGAUGUCAGAUACGAAAUUUGGGUCCUAAAUCGGUUUCAUGGCGUAAAAUAUCCGAAGAUUUCCCAUUGACUAUUGGCGACAUGAUGUAUGCGCCCAAUCCAGAAAUGAGUGUUGAUUUUGUGCGAAGUGGUCGUAUAACAAAUAAUACUUUAAUUAUAAAACGCGUAAAACCGUCACACUCAGGGACAUACGAGUGCCAAAUAAGUUCUGCGAAUAUCUAUACAUAUCAUGUGACUUUAGAAGUUUUAAAUACCAGGCGUUACACAGAACCAUCGAUAACUCUUGACGGGACACUGUAUCCAAGUCCUAACCAAAAACUAAAUCUCACGUGCAAUUCGACUGGUAAUGAUCGUUCUCCUGAAAAAAUAGACUGGUUUCAUAAUGGAAACCUUAUUGCGGAAAAUAAGCCGCAGUGGAGAAAUAGGGCUGUUAUAGUGAACUAUGUCCCAGAGGUUCCAGGUGUAUCGUUAAUAAGUCAGCUUACAAUAGAUAAAGUUGGAGCAUCAGACGCUGGAAUAUAUGUAUGCAGAAGUAUGACCCCUAGUGAGGGCAUGACUGUAAAGACGACCAGUGUCAUGGUCAAUGUUUUAAAUGCAGAAAAGGAUAUUAAAAAGAGAGAAGAUGGUCAUACGCAAGAUACUUCACAUAAGUUAUCAAGGCAAGACAGUAACAAGACAGUCAGACUUUCAAGCUGUUUUUACUUGAUACUGCUUGGACUAUUAUUUCAGAUCGUGAAAUGAUGAUUUGUAUGUGAUAUGUGAUAAUGUGCCUUAUAUGGGCGUAUGUGAAAGGUUUAACCUCGAUACCAUGGCAACUAGAUCAUUCAUGAAACUGAACGAAAGGAUGUUAUGUGUUGUGAAUCGCACUCUUGUGAUACAAGUAAACAAUAAUGCCGCAAACUUGAAGAACGGUCAUAUUUUGUACGACAACUAUGUUCAUAAAAUCACAUUUCAUUUCUGUGUUGUGAUCAAUUAAAUAUCUGAAAUCCAUAUCAUUCAGAAUCUCACUGAUCAUCUAUGCAUGUUUGUAUGUUUAUACAAGUAAAAAUAACUAACAUGCAAAUCACAUCAUUAUAGCUUAAUGUUGCAUUGUUUUAAUCGAAUUCAUUGAUUCAUUGCUGUUUACAUUUUAAUCAUCUUGACACGUUGUAAUAAUAAACUACAGAUCAGUUGGGUUCUGCCUUGUUACCCUUCGUGGCAGCCAGCCUCACUAUGCCAAUUCAAGUAAAUAUCUGAAAUGUUGAUUGUAAAUGCUCAUCUGCUUAUAUCAAUAUAUUGUAAAAGUAAAUCUCAUGAUAACACAAGAAACACCAUGUCUACAAUAAAAGGCCUACAGGGUUGAGAAGGUUGAACUGAUGCCCGCCGUGUGGCAACUCCCACUAUAGACCUCAGCCGUUAUGUACUUACUGAACUUACAAAGUGAAAGGGCUCGAACACGAGUCAGUCAAAAUUAAAUUUCAAGCAAAUUUUGUGAAACAAUUCAUUUCUUUGUAAUUGUCCUUUUUUAAAACAUACCUGUCUGAACAGUUAAUAUAUUAGAAAUAGUUAAAUGUAUUAGAAAAUGACAUCAACCUGAUUUAGACAUCAAAGUUCAGAUAUAACCGUAGAUAUUUAUAUUCUUUUGUUUUUUGUUUUUUGCACUCGUAAUUUUUUCAGUCGUUUUCAUUCACAUUCAGCUACACGUAUUCUUAUGUUGGUAAUUUCACCAAUUUUUCAGGACAAUUUCAAGUAUCUACCCAACUUAUUGUUAUUUUAGCCACUGAAACAAAGAUACUGGUAUAUUAACUUUGUUACCUCACAGUACUGUACACCUCUUUACCAUGUCAUAUAUGUACUAAAGAUAUUAUUUUGUUAAAUUGUCAAUUUAUGUUAAUAAAAUUAAAUUAUUGGA
Molecule: messenger RNA, 2392 nt
Organism: Mytilus californianus (California mussel)
Lineage: Eukaryota; Metazoa; Mollusca; Bivalvia; Mytilida; Mytilidae
Product: roundabout homolog 2-like
Exons: 7
Coding region: 313-1242 (309 amino acids)
Biological process (GO): synapse organization
Cellular component (GO): neuron projection membrane
Source: RefSeq, a predicted model, not a curated record